CGUCAUCACGGGCACCGGCCGCGCCUUCUGCGCCGGCGCCGACCUCAAGGAGUGGGAUGGCAUCAACCACUCCUCUUCUUCCACAGCAUCAUCCCAGAGCCCCAGCGGCGCCGCCUCGGGCGUGCGGCCGGCCGGCGACAGGUCCCCCGCCUCGUCCUCGGGCAGAUUCCCCCGCGGCGGCUUCGGCGGCAUGUCGAACCGCGGGGGCCUGAAGCCCAUCGUGGCGGCCGUCAACGGCGUGUGCUUCGGCGGCGGCAUGGAGAUGGCCAUCAACUGCGACAUGGUCGUGGCGUCCGAGGGGGCCCGGUUCGCCCUGCCCGAGGUCACCAUCGGCGUCAUCGCGCUCGCGGGCGCCCUGCCGCGCCUCGUCCGCACCGUCGGCAAGCAGAGGGCCGCCGAGAUGGCGCUGGCCGGUGGGCGCUACACCGCGGCCGAGAUGCGCGAGUGGGGCCUCGUCAACGAGGUCGUGCCCGACGGCGACGCCGGCCAGAGGACGAGGGUCCUGAGCAAGGCGCUGGAGUGGGCGGCGAGGAUCGCGGGGAAUAGUCCCGAUGCGGUCAUCGUGAGCCGGGAGGGCCUGAAGCUGGGCUGGGAGGGAUUCGAUGCUGAGAAGGCUGUGGAUGUGCACAUGAAGGGCUGGUAUGCGAGGAUCGACAAGGGCGAGAAUAUGAAGGAGGGAGUCAGGAGCUUUGUGGAGAGGAGGAAGCCCAAGUGGGUCAAUAGUAAGUUGUGAUCAUCAUGGGCAUCGACUCACUUGAUACACAUUGCUUCGUGUUCCUAAAGAAGAUCUGUGGGCGAAUCUUAGAUUGGGCCUUGAUGAUAAAUGUGGGACAGUGCAAUUAUGUAGGACAUGCGAAUGCAUCGUUAUACUAUGCAACCGAGUGGCAGGACA
Molecule: messenger RNA, 892 nt
Organism: Truncatella angustata
Lineage: Eukaryota; Fungi; Ascomycota; Sordariomycetes; Amphisphaeriales; Sporocadaceae
Product: enoyl-CoA hydratase
Exons: 1
Coding region: 191-733 (180 amino acids)
Biological process (GO): fatty acid beta-oxidation
Cellular component (GO): mitochondrion
Molecular function (GO): enoyl-CoA hydratase activity
Source: RefSeq, a predicted model, not a curated record